AUGUCAAAUCAACCUGCUCAUCCUACCUUGUUCAUUCCAGGCCCUAUCGAAUUCGAUGAUGCUGUUUUACAGUCUAUGAGCCAUUAUAGUGAGAGUCAUGUCGGCGCACCAUUUGUAGCCGUAUUUGGAGAAACACUCCAAAUGCUUCGCAAGCUGUUCCAAUCCACUGAUCCCUCAUCCCAACCCCUCGUUGUCUCUGGUUCCGGUACUCUCGGCUGGGAUCUUGUCGCGGCCAAUCUUGCGGAGCCUGGUGAUGAGGUCUUGGUUCUUCAUACGGGCUAUUUUGCCGAUUCGUUCGCAGAUUGUUUUGAAACUUAUGGCGUGAAACCUACGCAAUUGAAGGCGAAGAUUGGUGAGAGACCUCAAUUGGAUGAGAUUGAGAAGGCGUUGAAGGAGAAGAAAUAUAAAUUGAUUACGGUUACGCAUGUGGAUACUUCGACGGGGGUAUUGAGUGAGUUGCAGAAAUUGAGUGAGCUUGUUCAUUGCGUUUCUCCAGAUACUUUGGUUAUCGUGGAUGGUGUUUGUAGUGUGGGAUGUGAGGAGAUUGAAUUCGAUAAGUGGGGGUUGGAUGCUGUUAUUACGGCUAGUCAAAAGGCAAUUGGUUGUCCAGCUGGUCUUUCAAUUUCCUACUAUAGUGGUAGAGCGAUUGAGAGUUUCAAGUCUAGGAAGACUCCUCCUGGGUCGUAUUUUGCUUCGUUUAAGAAUUGGUUGCCGAUAAUGCAAAACUACGAGGCUAAAAAGCCAUCCUAUUUUGCCACUCCCUCCCCUCAACUUAUUCACGCCUUGCACACCUCACUCACUCAAAUUCUCUCUAUUCCCCUCUCAGAGCGUUUCGCCCAGCACAAAGCUGUCUCUCAAAAGAUCAAACAAGCAGUAGCGGAUCUAGGCCUCAAGCAAUUGGCAUCUAACCCUGCAGAUCAAGCAAGUGGUAUGACAGCUAUUUAUCUUCCGGAAAAUGUUAAGGCUGCGGAUUUAUUACCUAGUUUGGGGAAGAAGGGAGUUAUUUUUGCGGGAGGACUGCAUAAGGAAAUUGCGGCCAAGUAUAUUAGGGUGGGUCAUAUGGGGGUUAGUGUUAUGGAUGAGGGGAGGGGCGAUAUAGAAAAGGCGAUUGAGGCUUUGGGGGUGGGGUUGAAGGAGGCUGGGUAUCAAAAGGCUUAG
Sclerotinia sclerotiorum 1980 UF-70 is the source of this 1158-nucleotide messenger RNA. RefSeq lists its product as hypothetical. The record is from RefSeq and is a predicted model, not a curated record. Gene Ontology annotation, molecular function: L-serine:pyruvate transaminase activity; L-alanine:glyoxylate transaminase activity. The transcript is spliced from 3 exons. Bases 1 to 1158 code for a protein of 385 amino acids. NCBI's taxonomy places the organism in Eukaryota, Fungi, Ascomycota, Leotiomycetes, Helotiales, Sclerotiniaceae. Gene Ontology annotation, cellular component: peroxisome.